This is a messenger RNA of Hyalella azteca, 1705 nucleotides long. RefSeq names its product KAT8 regulatory NSL complex subunit 2 (gene dgt1). NCBI's taxonomy places the organism in Eukaryota, Metazoa, Arthropoda, Malacostraca, Amphipoda, Hyalellidae. The coding region runs from base 151 to 1188 and encodes 345 amino acids. The transcript has 4 exons. The record is from RefSeq and is a predicted model, not a curated record. Gene Ontology annotation, cellular component: NSL complex.
GCAGCAACUUGAACCAUAUAGAAGCCACUUGUAAAAUCAAAACAAACUUUGGAUGGAGGUGGUACCGUCACAUCCGUGGUUGUGAAUGGUUGAUUUUUGUAUAUUUUAGAGCUUCAAAUUUAAUGUACGGUUAACUUCAUUAAUACCGAAAUGAAUAAUGGAACUAAGAACUUUAAGAUACAUAAAGAGAAUGCUCUCACCUUAUUAGAACGUUUAUCACAUCAUGAAUCUGUGACUCAGUCGGGAAAUUCACUUAUACAAACUCCUGAUGCAAACAAAGUUGCUUGGCGCAACACUCCAGAUGUACACUGCUUCAGUGUGGAGAAUCAAAAUGAUGAAGAUGAGGAAUUGCUAUCUCAAUACAGCAAAGACAAACUAUUGGGUGGGGACAGUGAUGUGGAGAGUGGUGGAGACAGUGACUUGGAAACACUACAGUCAGCAGGCAUCUGGACUGAUGUGGAAACUGUAAAAGUUCACCUAGCUCACCUCAACAAGCUCAAAAGUGCCUACUUGGAUGAGUUUAGCUACCUACAUCAGGAACUGAGAGAAAACCGACAACAGUAUUUGGAGGAAGUGGCCGCUGAGCAUCAAAGCCUUACAAGAAUUCACAGUCAGCCAAAGGACACAGUUGAAGAGCAACAAAUUUAUACUCAACUCAAAGCUUUGCGGGGAUAUCGGCGUCAUCAUGGCAGGCAAGCACUUCUAAGAGCUGCAUAUUUGGAAAAACGUGCUAGCAAACUUGCAAAUAAUUCCGAGUCUGCUGCUACAAUUAGUAAGGAUCGCGGCAGCAGUAGCACUAAAAGCAACAAGCACUGUUGUCUCUAUAGUCAAGGAUCAUGGAAAUGUGGCGACCCUGCCAUACCACUGGCAAAAUAUUGUGUCAAGCAUAUACUGGAAGAUCCCCAUCAGCAGCUGUACAGGGUGUGCGGGGUUGUGGAGGGUGGCAGUGAGCCCUGUGUCUCACCCAUCAUUCCUCUUCCUCAUCUGCCAACCUGCCUCUAUCACACGCCUGUCCCUCCACCUGAUCAAUUGAACAAGACUGCAGCUGAGGAAGCCUCAGCAUCUUCAGGAGACCCCCCUGUGCUGACUCUGACUGAUGACAGCGCGUCAGUGCUGGUACUGCCAGACGCUGACAACAUCAAGGACAGCACUGCCAGCUCCGUGACAGAGACACCUGCUGUCUCUUGAUAAAACAUUGAUUGUUGGAUCAAACAUAAUUUAAGAAUUGGUAUUGGUCACACUUUAUCUUCUACCAGACUACUACUUUUUCUAUGUUGAUUCAAGUCCAAAAAAAGUUGUAGUGUAAAAAAAUGCUAAAAUAUUAUUCAAUAAUUAUUUAAGUCUGUAGGAAAAAAUAUUCUGUUCAUAGAUGACAUCUCUUACAGUGUUUUUCUACCAGGUUCUUAGAGAUGAAGUUGUUCUGACGAUAUCUGUAACGGUGCAACAAACACCAUUACGAUACCGAUAGAAUAAGUAUACUCUAAAUCUAAUAUAAGCUUCAUCCUUGUAUUGAAAAAAAAAACGGUGUUGGAGUAAGCUUUUAAUUUAUGUCAUAUUCAUUUGAUGAUGCGAUAAAUAUUAGUUAUUGCCAGCCCUCCUCAGACACUUAUCUCACCAACAAUAUUUGAAAUUUAUAAUCGUUGAUGAGUUUUGUUACUAAACACUAGAUGAAAUUUACUAAAUAAAAAAGUAUUAUUAAACUGGC